UUCGAGCCAUUUAGACUGCUUGGUACGAAGGUGACUAACCCACCACCACGAAUGCGCAUUGCCCGUUGCUCUUUGUGACAUCUCCGAUCAAACAAGUUGAUCUUCUUUCCUUGCUUGUUUCCGUUUCCUCUUUCUAUCUCCCCCCCUCUCUCUGGUUUUGGUCUCGAACAACUCUUAAACUCUUAAUCUCGACUCAAAUUCGAUUCGAUAUGGAAUGAAAGAGAAUGCACGAGAGGGGGAGAGAGACAAAGAAAACUUGGGUUCAAAGGAAGGAAAGUUGGAGAGAUAAUUGUGUAGCAAACAAGACAAGAGCAAAAGGAUGAUUGAACCAGAGCAAGAUGAUCAAUGGAGAGCACCUAAAGAUUUAGAGAAGAAAUUGGCAUUACGACUUGCUGAGUUAAAUGAAGAAGAAAAAACACAUCCGAAGAGUCAUCCAUUAGAAGAGGGGCCAAAAAACCAAAAGAAAGAAAGGAAAGGAAAAGAAACCGUCGUUAUAAACGAAUUGAUGUUCGGCGGCCCAUUUGCAGAAGAAAAUUCUAGCAAAUUUGUCUUGAGGAAGAAAGGCUACAUUAUCAAAGACAAGCUGGUAAUCCCACCAAAUCCCUUACCCGAAACAUUUCGGUUUUCAGAAGAAACCUUGAGCAGAAUUGUGUUGAGGAGGUCAGGCUACACAUUCACCGAUGAAAUGUACCAGGAGAAGAAACUGAUACAACUGCUAUUAGUUGCACUUUGUAGUUAUUACACUUUUAGUAAACUGUAUAUGAUUUUUAUAUAUCUAGGGACAAUAAUUUUGAAGACUUUAAAAUAAAACUGUAUGAUAUUUAUAUGUGGACAAUAUUUUUAAGACGAAGGUUUAUACUUUGGCAUUCUACUUCAC
Messenger RNA from Erigeron canadensis, 877 nucleotides. RefSeq lists its product as uncharacterized. Lineage: Eukaryota; Viridiplantae; Streptophyta; Magnoliopsida; Asterales; Asteraceae. The coding region runs from base 320 to 808 and encodes 162 amino acids. The record is from RefSeq and is a predicted model, not a curated record. The transcript is spliced from 4 exons.